UGAAGCUUUAAGAUGUCGAACUCUGGGUUACAACGGAAGACUGUGCUGAUCAAUCAGAGGAUCGAAGCCAUGUUGGAAGAACAGAAACAUCUAAAAGCAAAGGUUACUGAUCACGUGAUGCAGGUUGAGGGCAGAUCUAGAGAGUGGAUAAGUAAAGGAGAUAACUCAGUGGAAGGGUUUCUAGAUAUCUGCACUUCUUUAGACACAUCAACAGCUUUGCUCAUCCAGAAAUCAGAAGGUUUUUCUGAAACAGAAACUGCAUCUUUAGAAAAUGACCAGCUGCAAUUUGCUACAAGAACAUCCGGGUUAAUGACAGGUUCACACGUUAAAGCACAUCAACAAAAGGACCCCAAUUUAUCAAGUGUAGAUUCCAUAAGGUUGAGUGAUGUUGAGACGGUGGUUCAGAGUGUUCAAUCAGAUUUGAACAAACUUCAGAAAAUUUUCUACAAGCAAAUAGCUGACAUAAAAGCCGAAACAGAAAAAGUUACGAAGAAACAAGAUAGAAAACUGAAAGACAUUAACAAAAAAUUGGAAAUUUUAUUUGAAAAUGGGGAGAAAUCAGAUGAAAAUGUAUCCAAAUUAUCCAAAAGCAUAAAAGAAUAUGAAGAAAAUAAAGAAGAAAUCAGAAAAAUAAUACAAAGUGAACAAGACAAAUUAGACAAAUUAUCGCAAGAUGUCAAAAUGCAGACUGAUGAGAUUUUCAAUAUCGAUGCGAAAACAAAAAUUAAUACUAAUCUGAUGUGCACACUAAUACAGCAAAGGCUGGCACCAGUAGAAAAAGUUAUGCAAGUGUUUAAUCAAUCUUCACAAAAUAGGGAGCUAAAUAGAGCAAAGCUGGAUGUGAUCGAAAAAGAUCUAAUGAAAAUUACAACUGAUUUGCUAACUCUCAAACAAAAACCACUCCGGCAAAGUACUCUAGGAUUCAUCGCUUUACGUGGCCGUGAUGGAAGAAAUGAUAAGCUAAAAUUUAAAUACGUUUCGCUUAACACGGAAGGAGUGUUUAAUCCUGCAAGGGGAGAAUUCACUGCACCGAUUAAUGGACUGUACGUAGCAAGUAUCACACUGAAACAACAAAAUAAUGGAAUAGCAUGGCUGGGUGUUGUUCACAAGUCCAACAACAAGGCCAAGUGUCUUGGGGUUGUUGGGACAGAGCGCCCUGGCGAAUCCUCUUCAAAGACAUUUGUCGUCUGGAUGGCCAAAGGGGAUGUGCUGUAUUCUUUUAAGCGCAAAUUUUGUGACGACGAGUGGCAAUAUGUGUUUGGGAUUAUUACUUCCCAAAAUAUUGAUGUAAAUGUAAAAAAUAAAAUUGGCCAGACACCUUUGACGAAAGCGUGUUUGCGGUUUAACGUUGAGGCGGUUGAGUUCCUACUCAAAAAUGGGGCAAAUGUUUUCUUGUCUGAUGAGUCAGGGAAUACAACCUUGCAUCGCACAGUUAAACACGAACAAGAUAUUAUAGAAUUAGUAGUCAUGUUGGUAUCUAACGGAGAUUAUAUGUGUGUGCAAAAAGACGACGUGUUCGUUGGAGAAACACAAUGGGCGAAUACCAACUUUUUUAGCAGUGAUGUAGAAAAGCAAAAUGUCACUGAAUUACUGUCAAAGGCAACUGAGACGCCUAGAAAAUGUCUGGUUAACAUGAAAAAUAAAGAUGAAAUUAAUGCACUUCAUAUAGCUUGCAGUUUAGGGCACAUAAAUAUUGUCAAAUUUCUACUGAAAGAAAACUGCGACUGUAACGUAGUCUCUAACAAAAGUGGGACAGCUUUAAUGAUAGCCUUACAGCACAACAAGCUUACAGUCGCCGACAUUUUAUUGGAAAAUAAAGCCGAUAUAAAUAUCCACAAUAGAAACGGCGACACGGCACUACACGUAGCUGUGCGAUACAGUCUUACAGAGGCCGUUCGCCAGCUUGUGUUGAGUGGAGCAAAGGUCAACGCACAGAACAGAACAGGAAACACGCCCCUUUUCGCUGCGACAAAUUAUCAGGUUUCCAAAUUUCUGAUCGACAAAAAUUCGAAUGUCAAUCUGAGAAACAAUAACGGCGAGACAACCCUGCAUCAUUGUGCUGGGGAUUCCUUGACAUGUCUAUUUAUAGAAUCUGAUGCCGAGUUAGAUGUCGCUUCCAGCAAGGGCCACACGCCUCUCAUGUACGCGGUCGAUGUUGGCGACGUGCCGAAAAUAAAAUGGUUGGUUGAGCACGGGGCUAAUGUAAAUGUUCAGGAUUGUGAUGGAAGAAAUGCUUUCAUGCAUGCGGUGGUCAGAGAAAGGAAUACAGUUUAUACAUAUAUUCGACUAGAAAUGUGUCAGUAUCUAGCCGAGAAUGGAUCUGACGUUAACGUUAAAGAUGUAGACGGCCAGACUGCGUGUAAACUCAGCAUACGUGGUGAAUUAGCUGCGGCUGUUCAAGAACCCUGGCCACUGGUCAAACUAGCUUUUAUUGAAGUCUCCACCUUACUUGGGACUGGACCUAUGAGAGAAGAAAAACUAAAACAGACCAAACUCCCACCAAGAUUGCAGCGAACGUUGAUGUUUCAAGAACCCAUAUCAAGAUUACCCGUAGAAGACUGGUCUAAAAUACCUCUUUGUUUUGACCCAGUACAGUACGAGACUUUACCCUGUCCUAGACCUUUACUCUACUACUGGCCUGUUGGUCAUAGGCUGGUUAACUGA
This is a messenger RNA of Physella acuta, 2664 nucleotides long. RefSeq names its product alpha-latrocrustotoxin-Lt1a-like. Gene Ontology annotation, molecular function: protein binding. The record is from RefSeq and is a predicted model, not a curated record. Lineage: Eukaryota; Metazoa; Mollusca; Gastropoda; Physidae.